UGGCUGGGAAGGCGGAGCGCCUAUGAACCAGAGAAAAGGCUCUACGGAGGCCGGAGGAAUGGUGGAGGUGGAGGCAGGGGGGGGGGGGAUCGUGGGCAGCAGCAGCGGUAAGAACUCUGGCUGUUUCUACCCGUUUCUCGUCCGGUCUCCCGGGACCCACUUCCAGGGAGGGUGGUGUGGGCGCCCGCCCCUACUUCAGGAGAAAUCAAACUGGGACUGGUGGCUACCGAGCCAAUCCCGGAGCAGAUGGGCCAGUUUCGACCAAUAGCCGCCGUGAAUAUUAAUGAAAACUGACGCGGCGGCGAGCAGCUCUCAUUCAAAAACAGCAGCUAUUGUCGCCACGGGAAGCGCGUGUCGCCUUGCAGGUUCUGCCUUCUGGUCUUGCGGGGACCGACACGGGUGGAAGCUGGGCGCCCAUGGCCGUGGCAGCGAUGGCCGAGCGUGGCCGCCUGUCGCACGCUGCGCCCGCUCCUAGCACGGAGGGGCUACCGCGAGCCUUUCUCCAGAGCCUGCGCACCCUCUUCGACAUCCUGGACGACCGGCAGCGCGGCUACGUGCACCUGCGGGAGAUCGAGUCCCGCUGGCAAGGUGCAGACGCACGCGAGCUGCCCUGUGGCGUGCUCGAGGGCCUGCGCCAGGUGGCCCCGGCCAAUGGCUACCUGACCUUCGAGCGUUUCGUGGCGGGCUUGCGCACCUCGCUGCUGAAUGCCGAUGGCGGCCCGCGGGAUCAGGCACGCGUCGCGGCCCGGCCUGGGGACCAGUCGUCCCUGCAGCAGCGCCUGAUGUUCGCACCGGCCGAUGAGCCGCGGACUGUCCUGGAGAGGAAGCCUCUGCCUCCGAGUGCGCGCCCUGCUCCCGCUGGCCCCAGUGGCACCUCCCGGAACCCUGAGCUAUUAUGUGUCCCGGUGGAGGCGGCGCCCUGCCCCACAGAGUCCGAGCGGCCCCUGAACAAGGCGCUGGAGCGAAUCCCCAGCGCAGAUUCGGGUGCAGCAGCCUGCAAGACCCUGGACAUGGGCACAGGUGAAGCCCGGCAGACUCCACGGGCCCGAGGCGAGCGUCGAAGGCAUACCAUCACCAACGGUGUGGACUGCAGCCUGUUGAAGCAGAUGAAGGAGUUAGACCAGGAACAGGAGGUGCUGCUGCAGGGCCUGGAGAUGAUGGCUCGGGGCCGAGAAUGGUACCAGCAGCAGCUGCAGCGUGUGCAGGAACGUCAACGCCGCCUGAGCCAGAGCAGAGCUGCUGCUGACUUUGGGGCUGAAGGAAGCCCCCGCCCUCUGGGGAGGUUGCUGCCCAAAGUACAGGAGGUGGCCCGGUGCCUGGGGGACCUGUUGACUGCAGCCUGUUCUGGCAGAGCUCUGCCUUCGUCUUCUUUGGGGCCCCUGGGCCCCACCUCACCCUCAACUCCAGUCUGGCAGCAACAGACCAUCCUCAUGCUGAAAGAACAGAAUCGGCUUCUCACUCAGGAGGUGACUGAUAAGAGUGAGCGCAUCACGCAACUGGAGCAGGAGAAGUCUGCACUCAUCAAGCAGCUGUUUGAGGUCCGAGCGUUCAGCCAGCAGGAUUCGGGGCCUCUGGACUCCACUUUCAUCUAGUUGGUUGUACCGCUCUAGGACCAGUGCACACAGACGUAGCUUCAGCUCCAUGGCACUGCUGGGAGCCUGUAUUCUGACUGAAGACCACCAAUUGGCUUAGACCUCAGAGCCCUUGAGGAGGCAUCUGUCUCCAGACUUGGGUGCUACUAGAGAUGUGCUCUGCCUGAGGCUGCUACUUCCCAUUGUCAGUGGGUAGUGGAGGAUCAUCAUCAUGUUUAGCUAAUUUCAGGCAGCCCUUACAGAGAAGGGGGCAUGUUUACAUCUGUCCUGACCACUCUUGCAGGUUCCUUGGGAUCACUGGUGUUUAGUAAAAAGUAUUGGUCACACGGGGCUGUAUUUCUCAUAAUGCCCAGCAGGGGCCACUGGUUGAGCUAGGUUCCUCUGCCCCUAUGUCUCACCGUGGUAUUAUUACUGAGUGAAUGAGCAAGUAGAUUUUUGUGCUGAGGGUGGUGGGCUAGGAAGCCUGGAGACCAGGAGGUUAGGGAUUCCUUCUCUCCACCAGGGGCACUAUAGAAAGGUGGUUGUGGCUCAGAUAGGAGCCAAAAGGGAGACAUGGAAUUGGGAGUAGGAUGGGGCCAUCUAAUAGUGGGCUCUAUGCCUGUUGGAAGAGCCACAAAGUCAGGGGUUGUGUAUAACAAAGGCUGAGAAGGAAAAUCUGGCUGCAGCUGGACCAGGUCCCUAGAAAUAAGCCAAUAGCUUGGUUUACCCACCUUAUCAAAACUGUCUGGAGAAAGACAGCAUCAAGGUAGCUCAGGUUGUGGCCGCCCCCCUAGGGAGGUCCUAUCCCCCUAAAUGGAUAAGUUUGGGCCUUCCAGCCAAGUCAUGAAGUGCACCAUGGGCAGAAUACACGAUUUAAAGACAGUUUCUCUGUGUAGCCCUGGCUGUCCUGGAACUAUCUCUGUAGAGCAGGCUGGUCUCAAACUCUCAGAGAUCUGCUUCUCUGGUACUGGGAUUAAAGGCAUGUGCCACCACACCCAGCACAUCUGCAUCUUUUAAUGCCC
This is a messenger RNA of Mastomys coucha (southern multimammate mouse), 2593 nucleotides long. RefSeq names its product suppressor APC domain containing 2 (gene Sapcd2). The transcript is spliced from 6 exons. Bases 417 to 1592 code for a protein of 391 amino acids. The record is from RefSeq and is a predicted model, not a curated record. Lineage: Eukaryota; Metazoa; Chordata; Mammalia; Rodentia; Muridae.